Gallus gallus (chicken) is the source of this 2374-nucleotide messenger RNA. It is a transcript of the gene THEMIS2, whose product is annotated as thymocyte selection associated family member 2. The transcript is spliced from 5 exons. Gene Ontology annotation, biological process: T cell receptor signaling pathway. The record is from RefSeq and is a predicted model, not a curated record. Lineage: Eukaryota; Metazoa; Chordata; Aves; Galliformes; Phasianidae. The coding region runs from base 86 to 1816 and encodes 576 amino acids.
AUGCAAAAGUCAAAGCAGAGCCCAGAGCUGUUUCCUACAUCAUUCACUCCCUGCAGAGUGCCCCACAGCACCCAGCAGUGCAGGCAUGGAACCCCUCUCCUUCCAGGAAUACAUCUGCUCCCUGGACCCCGCCACCCUUCCCCGCAUCCUCAGGAUAUGCUCUGGUGUCUACUUCCAAGGGUCCGUAUAUGAGAUCUCUGGCAACGAGUGCUGCCUGUCAACCGGUGACCUGCUGAAAGUCACGGCUGUCACACUGCAGAAGGUUAUCUGUGAGGAUGUGCAGACGGGGCAGAAGACAGAGCUGCCACCGACGUUUAAGGGUCUUUUCCAGCCCUCCCCAGCCACAUCGCCAUGUCCUACGCCGCAGGGACCCUCCCUGCAGGGCAGCAGGCAGAAGGGUCUGACCCUGCACCAGGCUCUGGGGCAGAGCAGCAGGCAGACACAACCCCUGCUGUGCCCCAGCAUCAGCCCGCAUGCCUUGCUGCUGAGCCCCGUGUAUGAGGCGCAGGCCACCAUGCACUUGCGCAGGGACCAGGUGAGGAUCCCCUCCACGCUGGAGGUGGAUGUGGAGGACGUGACAGAGGAGUCUCAAGACGUGCACUUCGCCCAGCCGCUGCUGCUGAGCGAGCUGCUGGGGAUGGAGGAGGUGCUGCCGGCCCAGGCCGAGAUCCUGGAGGGGCCCCACGGUGCCGCCAUCUUCGAGAGCUCCUGGGCCUCCCGCCUGCAGAAGGGGCAGCGGCUGCAGAUCCACGGCUGCUCCCACACCUGGAGGGUUUUGGCCUCGGCCCGCAGCAGCGCCCGCCGCUUCCUCCUCUCCAGCUCCUACCAGGGCCGGUUCCGCCGGCGGCCUCGGCAGUUUGCCGGGGUUCAGGAGCUGGCGGCCGGCCUGCAGCCAGGCCAGCGGCUGCAGGUGGUGGUGACGCAGGACUGCGAGGGCCGCGGGGACGAUGUGCCUCCGCUCAGCGUGGGCGACCGGCUGGAGGCCCAGCAGCUGCUGCAGAACGCCGGCGGCACCGGGAUCCUGUGCCGGCGCCGCAGCGAGGAGGAGGAUGGAGAUGACGAGGAGGGUGAGGAGCUCCUGCUGCCGCUGGACCUGGGGGGCAGCUUCGUGGAGGAGGUGUGCGACAACAAGAAGUACGGGCUGGAGGAGCUGCUGGAACGGCUGACGCUGCCGUGCGAUGUGCGGGUGGCGGCCACGGACCCGACGCUGGAGCGGGACGUGUUGGGCUCCUUCUCCUCCCUGCGCUUGGAGGCCCGCAUCUCCCAGCCCUUCCUGCUCAGCAGCUUCUGCGAGGAGCCGGAUGAGGGCUUUGAGAUCCCGCCCCAGUGGUUGGACCUCUCCCUCGUCCUCACCGGGGAGCCCGUCGGCACGCAGAGCCCAUCCACGCACCGCUCCCACGUGGAGGAGCUGACCGAGGCCUUCUACUACCAACUGCUGGCGCAGCUGCCGGGCGGUUCGGCCCCACCACCCCCGCGGCCCCCCAAGCCGAAGGCGGCCGGUGGGAAGGCACAGAAACAUACGGGCCGGAAGAACCAGGCACAGCCCAGAGGAAGCUGCCCUUCGGCCCUCCAGCACCCCGCCAGCCCCCAGACCCACCCGACUCCUUCAUUGCCCCCGAAGGUGAAAAGCCUCCCCAUCCAGCAGAGCAUCCCCAACAAGUACAGCCCGUGCCCCCACAGGCCGGCAGCCCCACAGCUCCACAACGCUCCUGGAGACACAGAUGUGAAGAGAAGUGAUGAUGAACACGAUUAUGAAACCAUUGAAGGCAACAUUCAGAAGACGAUUCGCAAAGUGCAGGCUAUUCUUCCUUUUUAAUCCUCUGGUUUCUGAAGCUGUCCAGAUUCCAACUAUUCUUAAACACGUACACGAAUACAACCUCGGGGAUCCACAGCACAACCUCAACACGUGCCCACUUUCCUCAAAUGCAAGCAGCUCCUCAGCUGUUGCCUAUGGGCCUCUCCAGUUGCACCAGAGUGGCAUACAGUGGGGCAACCAUCCUGGGAACUGAGUAGCCACCAAGAUGUCAUUGAGAUGCCAGCCAAGGCUCGGGGACAUUUAUCUCACCCCAAUCCUUCUACAUUAACAUUACACACACACCCUUAGCAUAGCUUGGCUGGAUCUUACAGUUGUGCCACGCUCAUCAGCGUUUCGAACUGAAAAGUUCUAAGACAAAUUCCUUUGUUGUGGUCACUUUGCUGGAAUCUACCAGAGGCCACCGAUGGCUUUCCCUACACAUCCCACCCCUACCAGAGAAGGCACCACCAGUUGCCAGGAGCACCAACACGGGGCAAUUUCCAGACCCAGCUGCUUUAGACUAGAAGCAGGUACAAAUCAGAGCUGGAAAAUAAACUUCACAUUUCAUUUAUUAGCAAA